GACUGCAUGGACAAAAUACUUGUAUCUGUUUGCCGAAUAUUAAAUUAAAAACAAAUAAAAUAACCUCAAUUUACCAUAACAAUAAAGUUUUAAUCACUCAAAUGCGUAAUUAGGACAAAAUUCUACUUAUAACUACUCAUUUCGGAAUUCAAAACUUCUAUUUUUGCGAAAUGUUUAGUUUGAAACGCUAAAAUAAUUUUUGUUGUAUUGAAAUUGUAAAAAUUGAAAAAUUAUCCAACAGCAUGAACUCUGUGUGGUUUAAACCUGAAUUGGCGAAUCAGAUUAUCAAUACUAAUGAUAUAUUUGAUCAGGUACCGAACAUCGUUGCUGACAUAGUGUCUGGAAGACUUGAUAUAGCGGAUCUCGUAGAGAACAUGGCUGGCGUACUAACAAACAAGGAACCAGAUCACCGAGCAAAAGGAAUGAGCUUCUACACUAAAAUACUUAAGGGAUUGCCAAAUGAUUAUUUAAAUGACUUACAAGUGAAAUUCAUUUCAAAAUUCUACAUAGACAGACUUAAGGAUAACCACAGAGUUAUACCUCCUGUAAUAGAGGGCUAUUCAGUAUUGAUAGAUAUGGCAGAGUAUAACAUAGAUAAUUGUAGAGACUUUUUAACGGUACUCUUUCGAGAAGUGACCUGCCAGUCCCAACUGAGGCAGGAUAGGUAUACCAUUUACCUGAUUUUGAAGAAGCUAUGUGAAAAGGAUAUUGAGUAUGUCAAAAACUUAGGCCCAGACUUCGUUUACGGCGUAAUAUCAGCUAUGGACGGCGAGCGUGAUCCUCGAAACCUAGUAUUCCUAUUUGAGUUCUUACAAACCUUUUUGAAAACAGUACCUUUAGGCCAUUUGGCCGAGGAAAUGUUUGACGUCAUAUCCUGUUACUAUCCUAUUGACUUUCACCCUUCCCCUGACGAUCCCGCCGCUGUGACGAGAGAACAACUGGCAAAUGGCCUAUGCCCCUGCCUAUGUGCAGUCGAAGAGUUUGGUGAAUCAUGCAUUAUACUUUUAGUUGAGAAAUUGGAUUCGAACUUAAGGUUGGCCAAAAUUGAUUCCUUGAGGCUGUUGAUUGAGUGCUGUAAGACUUUGAAAGCGGAAACGUUCACUCCAUUUAUCAAAGCCAUUUGGUCGUCACUCAGCAGAGAUAUGGGUCAUAAAACUGAUGAUGAACUCAAACUGUUGUGCCACGAAGCGUUAUCGGCAGUUGUAGCGAAACUGGAAACUGCAUCCCUCACUGACCAAGGCUUCGAUAACUUAGUAAAAUUAAUACUUAUAUCUUGCCAAACGAGUAUAGCAGAAGCGACGACUGUAGCUCAAUUCGUGAAAAGUGCGAAAAUACUUUUGACCACAGCCAACGCGGCCACACAGGCGUGUGAGGUGAUAGCGAGAGCCAUGAUCCCAGCCACUGUAGCCUUCUACGAAUUCAAAUCAUCUCCAAAAUUACAAAUCGCUAGUUUGGACUUACUCGGUGACUUGUUUGUGUUAGCUAAAACGAAGGGUGUUAUGGAAAGAGUGCAGCACCAAGUCGCCGAUGUUCCUCAAGUUUGCCUAACAGCUGUCAGCCAACCAUCAAAAGAAUUCCAGAUGGCUGGCUUCAAAACUCUAAUCCGAGUCCAGGAUUGCCUGAAAACCGACCUUGUUCUACCUUUCGUUGAAGUGCUUAUUCACAAUAUUCAACACGUUCAAGAUAACGAUUUACUAAGCAUUAGUGUUGAGACGAUUCACGCUAUUGCAAGAAAGUAUCCAGAACUUAUUAUGGAAUUGGUGGUCAAAGGAAAGUGUAACAUUGAAAACUUGGAACAAGAUAAAACAGUUCUCCAGAAACGUUUAAAUUUGCUUUCAAAUUUGGCCAGUAUAGAUGACUUCACGAAGGUGAUAAUUGAGGAGAUGUUGAAGAUCAUUUCGGCUAACGAUCCGGACGCUUUGCAAGUUGUAGAAGCAUUGAGUGGUUCCAUAUCUAUUGCCAGCGUGUUUACCAACGAAAAGGUGAUGCAGAUUGAAAGUGAUCACGGGUUGAUAGACCCCGUGAUGAAUUGGUUGUACAAAGAGAUCACUUCGACUAACCCUGACGCUUUAUCUCACGGGUACACAUUAAUAGCCAAUACGAUCGGGAGCUUACCGCCUGAGAAGCAGCAGAACAUUUUAUCGAAGCACACGCCUCAAGCAUUAGAACAAUGCUCGAAAGAUGACGUAUACUUCAUGAUCAUAGAAUGCUUGUAUACGCCUCUACACCCUACAGUAUACACUUCUAAGUUCGAGGAAAUAAUGACUGUAGCUUUAAAGGUCUCUUUGACUAGUGAGAAUGAGGUUGUGAGGACGAAGGCUUGUGCGUUGAUAGCCCAUCUGUUGAAUAAAGCGGAACAUGGACAGAGGUUUGAGUUGCUGUAUGAGUUGUUGAAGACUAAGUUGGCGGCCUGCAGUAGGGACGAUGAGGCCUUGUGUCCGCGACUGAUUAUUUUAUAUGGAUGGAUUACUAAGGCUUUGAUCAUGAGGGGUAGUGAUUUGUUCCUGUUUUGGCUGCAGAAGAUCGUAGGCGUACUAAACACAAAGGAAUACUGCAAGGAGGGAUCAGAAGCGAUACGUCUAAUCAUGACAGAGUACCCAGAAUAUCUGAACGUCAAACAACAUUGUAGAAUAAGCCUUCUGUACAAGCAAAGGAUGUUUGAAACGUUCUCUGGCUUGUCUUGUAAGCUAGGGAACUUGACGCCAGAUACUAAAGAGUCGUACUUACUGAGUUGGGCGUAUGUGAUGGAGAAGGCACCGAAAACUGUACUUAAUAAUCAGGCCAAUAAGAUUACACCAAUCGUAAUAGAUUCCCUAGAGUACGAUAACAAGGAUAUGUUAAAUGUUUCCUUAACCGUGAUGGGCCACUUCAUCCUCUCCAACCCUGUCGUCGUUGCGGACAGCCUGCAGACUAUACUACCGCGAUUGGUACAGCUCACUAGAUAUAUGAGGUCCAUGGACGUGAGAAUAAAGAGUCUCGAAUGUCUCUACGAUAUGGCGAAUACAUUCCACACAUCGCUCCUACUACCGUACAAGCAAGACGUUCUACUUGAUUUAGCGCCAGCUCUUGACGACAAGAAGCGACUUGUGCGUAGCGUUGCAGUUCGCGCCCGAUCGCGUUGGUACCUAGUUGGCGCGCCAGGAGAAGAGAAAAUGAACUAAUAAUUAACAUCCAAUCAGAAUCCAGUGUGACUGAUGUAACUUGGCAUUUCAGAAAAUUAAAGGCUGUGAGAGCAAGACAAAUAUAUACGUGCUCUUUGUAUAAGACAGAGAUAGCGGUAUUUUGUAGCUCUUUCCCGACGUGCCAAGUUAUAUUGGCCGCAUUGCCCUUAGUGAUAGAAAACUGAGAUGUUAAAAUUAAAUUGACCAUGUAAUGAGAAACGCACUGGAUAUUUAUAUUUAAAGUAGGAAUAGAUGUUGAGUUUUGUUGUUGGAUAAUCUUUUUUAUUUAUUUAAGACACUGGCAGUUAUUUGUUGCUUAAUAUCAAUGACGAGUAUUUUAAAAAUGUUCGAAAUAUAAAAAUUAUCAAGCUUAUAGUAGAAGUGAAAUUAGAUAUCGAUCUGAAAAACCUGCAAAAAAAUUGUAUAGCUAUAUGUUAACAAUAAAAUUGUUUUGUUGCAAAAUUAUGUACGACAAUAAAUUGUA
Trichoplusia ni (cabbage looper) is the source of this 3645-nucleotide messenger RNA. RefSeq names its product MMS19 nucleotide excision repair protein homolog (gene Mms19). Lineage: Eukaryota; Metazoa; Arthropoda; Insecta; Lepidoptera; Noctuidae. Gene Ontology annotation, biological process: iron-sulfur cluster assembly. Gene Ontology annotation, cellular component: cytosolic [4Fe-4S] assembly targeting complex. The transcript is spliced from 7 exons. Bases 243 to 3161 code for a protein of 972 amino acids. The record is from RefSeq and is a predicted model, not a curated record.